AUGUCUUCUCAUCUUGUCAAAGAAGCGCCACGCUUCUCUAAGUUCGUUCAUGGUGUCGCCCAGCUGUUCGAAGAUCACAUUAACAGCUUCCCCUUCUGGCUCAGCGACCUCGAUACGGACAUCAGGCAAGAUCCAGAAACUGCCUUCCAGCAAGAACAAGAACGGAUUGCCAAGCAGGCAGAGGACGAGCUCGCUGUCGGCAGCUUCCUUGGUAGCCGCCAGACGAUCCCUAGCAUCCAGCACCUCGUCGGCUCCCCUAUCAGCCACAUGAUGACAGAAGAGUCAACUCCCAAGACCCAGAUUCGCAUCCAGGGUGUAGUUCAGCCUACCUCCCCUCGUCCCGAGGCUCUAUCCCAGUCCCAGUCUGAGUUAGCUCCCAGAGCUCCCAUUCCCGAGCUUAGCCUGCCUCCAUCUACCGAGCAAGCCAACGGAGCCCAACCUCAACCGUCAUCCCGACCAACAUCCUCGUUGCUUCGCAUCCCCUUCUCCAUGUCCCGCUAUGCCCUUGCCCAUCGCUCUCCUCAACCCCAGCUACCCUCUGGUGUCUCUAUGCCAAGCUACUGGCUCAAGGACACUGGCCCCGUCCGUGUGGAAGCUAAAGUUUGGCUCGCCAACCAACGUACCUUCGUCAAAUGGCAGCAUAUUUGCAUUCUCCUCGCUGGUAUUUCACUCACAAUGUAUAAUGCCGCCGGGCCCGACAAAACUGUCACCCGCUACCUUGCCCUCGUGUAUACUGGUUUCUCCGUCUUUACUGGAGCCUGGGGAUGGUGGAUGUACGAGUCUCGUUCGCGACUGAUCCGAGAACGCAGUGGAAAAGACUUUGAUAAUGUCAUAGGGCCUCUCGUCGUCUGUCUGGGUAUUGCAGUCGCUUUGGUGUUAAAUUUCUGGUUCAAGUAUGCUUCGAUUGUCUGGGCAGACCCUGCUCCGAACGCACCGUCACCAACCGGAAACAUUGCCGAAGCUGCUCCAUUUAUGACAGCUCGGCCUCAAUUCCAGGCCCAGCCAAACGUCUAA
Messenger RNA from Trichophyton rubrum CBS 118892, 1014 nucleotides. RefSeq lists its product as uncharacterized. The transcript is spliced from 2 exons. Gene Ontology annotation, cellular component: fungal-type vacuole membrane; vacuolar transporter chaperone complex. The record is from RefSeq and is a predicted model, not a curated record. Bases 1 to 1014 code for a protein of 337 amino acids. Lineage: Eukaryota; Fungi; Ascomycota; Eurotiomycetes; Onygenales; Arthrodermataceae.